UACAUCGACCUUCAUCAAAAUACCGUAUUUCCUUCAAAAAGUAGUAGAAAAUUAUUAGCAGCGCGUCGUUAAUAACAAACAUCAUAUCGACCACUUCAGAAAACAAUCAUUGCCGAUAUUAAUGAAAUGAUACAUACCUGAUUGAUGUCAUCUCUAGCCUUUAUUAUUUUAAUGUUACAAGUUUCUGUACCGGUGGAUUAUAGAAUUAUAGUGUCGAUUUAAACAUUCACUUUCGAUCGGUCGAAGCAGUUGUGGUUUAGUUUCUGCAAAAAUGAGUAACAGAACUCCUAUGAUUGUGCCAACUCGGAGGCACGAACUACCAGAUGAAUCUGACGAUGGAAUUCUUGGUGUGAGCGAGUUCACAAAAAACAAGAACAUCUGGAAGGCACUUCUCGCCGAAUGCCUAGGAACAUUCCUCCUGGUAUUCAUAGGAUGCGGUUCCUGUAUAAAUAUGAUCGAAGGAGAUGGUGGGGCAAUUAUUAAAAUUUCCUUCGCGUUUGGUCUGACGAUAGCCACUGUUGUUCAGGCGAUAGCUCAUGUUAGUGGAGGCCACAUUAAUCCUGCCGUCACUUUCAGCUUUGUUUGUACUGGAGAUGUUAAGAUCGUUAAAGGCUUGUGUUACUUAGUUGUUCAAUGUAUUGGAGCUAUUGGAGGAUCUGGUUUAUUGAAGUUGGUUGUUCCUGACUCUAAAGUUGGAGCCUUUGGACUCACCGAUACCCACGAUAGCUUAUCUGACGUACAAGGAAUGGUUAUGGAAGCUGCUUUGACGUUCAUGUUCCUACUUGUCAUCCAAGGAGUUUGCGAUGCCUACCGAAAAGACUUGAAGGGAUCUGGUCCUUUGGCUAUUGGAUUAGCUGCAGUCGCUUGCCAUUUGACUGGAAUUCCAUACACGGGAUCAAGUAUCAACCCCGCUCGUUCCUUUGGACCAGCUGUAAUCAUGAACCAUUGGCAUCAUCACUGGAUCUACUGGGUUGGUCCUCUGCUUGGAGGAGGUCUCGCUGGGGUUAUCUACAAGAUCUUAUUUAAAGUACGAAAAGACGAAUCAUACGACUUAUAAAUUUAAUACUCAUCAAUAAUUUUAGUUCUUAACUACGUAAUUUUUUGUUAAUUAUAAAUAAUUUUAUUUUAUUUAAAUAUACCUAACAAAACUUUU
This is a messenger RNA of Diabrotica virgifera virgifera (western corn rootworm), 1153 nucleotides long. RefSeq names its product aquaporin AQPAe.a (gene Drip). Gene Ontology annotation, biological process: transmembrane transport. Lineage: Eukaryota; Metazoa; Arthropoda; Insecta; Coleoptera; Chrysomelidae. Bases 272 to 1057 code for a protein of 261 amino acids. Gene Ontology annotation, cellular component: plasma membrane. The transcript has 6 exons. The record is from RefSeq and is a predicted model, not a curated record. Gene Ontology annotation, molecular function: water channel activity.